Molecule: messenger RNA, 875 nt
Organism: Musca domestica (house fly)
Lineage: Eukaryota; Metazoa; Arthropoda; Insecta; Diptera; Muscidae
Product: juvenile hormone acid O-methyltransferase-like
Exons: 3
Coding region: 24-875 (283 amino acids)
Source: RefSeq, a predicted model, not a curated record
UUUGUUUUGCCAAAUUAUCUAAAAUGAAUAAGCCGGAAUUGUAUCAUAAAUCACACGGCGUGACAAAACGAGAUGUUGGCGAACUGCUAACUCAAUUUGCCUCUAAACUGCAGUGGCGUCCAGAGGGUGGUGAUGCGGUCCUGGAAAUUGGUUGCGGACCUGGAGAUAUUUCCAUGAAGUACAUUUAUCCUCUGAUGCGAGAAAAUUUCGGAAAACUCAUUUUCAGUGACAUAUCAUGGGACAUGAUGAACUUCUUCAGAGAGAAUUAUGAAAUUCCGUCGAAAUGUGAUUUCCGACAACUUGAUAUUGCCGGGGAGAGUUUUGAACUACCCGACGAUAUGGUGGGUCAAUUUGAUCAUGUUAUAUCAAGUUUGGUUCUGCACUGGGUGCCAGAUAACAGAACGGCUUUGGCGAAUAUGUAUAAACUACUGCGAUCUGAGGGUGGCGAUUGCCUCUUGAUAUUCUUUGGUUAUAACAGCAUUUUUGAAGCCAACAACCUGAUGAGCUCCAAUCCUAAAUGGUCUCAAUAUAUUCAAAAUGCAAAUCGUUUUGUCGCCCCGUUGCAUUACAGCACUGAUCCCAAGGGACAAUUUCAACAAAUGAUGGAAGCUGCAGGAUUUUGUAAUAUUAGCAUUGAACUGAAGGCGGGAGUUUAUAAUUAUGGGAGCUUUGAAAACUUUAAAGAAAAUAUCACACCCGUCUGCGGCGUAUUGGAUUUCAUUACAAAAUCGCGUCAGUUGGAAUUUUUUGAAGAUUAUUUUAAGGCCAUGGCAGAAACUGCUGCGAAAAAACAAGGAUUGCCUUUGAAAGAUGCAAUGUACACAAUGGUUUUGGAUACGAUUGUGGUGUAUGGUCAAAAGAAGUCAUCUCUUUGA